Messenger RNA from Sodiomyces alkalinus F11, 538 nucleotides. RefSeq lists its product as hypothetical. Gene Ontology annotation, biological process: cytoplasmic translation. The transcript has 5 exons. Gene Ontology annotation, molecular function: structural constituent of ribosome. NCBI's taxonomy places the organism in Eukaryota, Fungi, Ascomycota, Sordariomycetes, Glomerellales, Plectosphaerellaceae. Gene Ontology annotation, cellular component: ribosome; cytosolic large ribosomal subunit. The record is from RefSeq and is a predicted model, not a curated record. Bases 281 to 478 code for a protein of 65 amino acids.
CCCCCCUGGAUCCCCUAUAGACCACGUUGUGGUCCGUGUGCCUAUGCGACACUAAGGCCCUUAAUUUUAACCCUAUUUUGACAGUUCCAGUUACGCUGUAUCUGACAUAGUCCCCCCGAACAACCCUCUUGAUUAGUCAGACAAGCCGUUUGCCCUAACGAAUUUCGGCUCUUGCCUUCCUAUCCCACAAGUAUAUUCUGGAUACUCCCUCGCACCGCCAGAGAACUUAUCCCUCCACUCUUACCACCACAUCGACAAAACGAGAGCGAGUCUGAAAAAAAUGGCCAAGUCCAAGAACUCGUCCCAGCAUAACCAGUCGCGCAAGGCGCAUCGCAAUGGUAUCAAGAAGGUCAAGACUUCAAGAUACCCUUCUUUGAAGGGCACGGACCCCAAGUUCCGCCGCAAUCACAGACACGCCCUUCAUGGCACAGCCCGAGCUCUGAAGGAAUUGAGGGAGGGAAAGCGCGAGAAGGCUUGAGCCUUGCCGACAUGUAAGAGGGGUUGGCGACAGCUCCAUAUACCUAACUAAGGGUGUUGC